Messenger RNA from Darwinula stevensoni, 846 nucleotides. Lineage: Eukaryota; Metazoa; Arthropoda; Ostracoda; Podocopida; Darwinulidae. The record is from the annotation of a GenBank genome assembly.
AUGAAGAUGGAGAAAGUAGUGGUGUCAGUGAUUGAGACCAUUGGAGCUUCACUGGCUGGGGAAUGGCACAGCAAGAUGUAUGCUUUGAAGAAGAGUGGAAUCUUGGGAACCCUGUGGGAGACCCUGGAAGAGAGGGGUCCUCCUUCAAAGGAAGUCAUAUCGGCCAUCCUCACACUUUCCAUUCAGACACAGAAAGGGGACAAGGCACAGGUGAGAAUCCCAGAGGCACUGAUCUUCCUUCUGCGUCAUCUGCCUGUGAUCAAGGUUGAGGAUGACCAGACAUACCUGGCCCGAAGUGUCCAUCGACUCACAUCCACAAAUCCCCACAGGCAAAUACACAUCAUUCAUCUGAAAUGCAUAUAUCCCAGCUGUGUGGAUUUUAACAGCAUUGGUCUGUGCACGAUAGCAGGACCCCUGUUGCAGUUAUGGGUCACCCGAGAUGGGAUCCUGGGCAUAGUGGUUUAUCAAAAGAAGGAGCUUCACUUUGCACACCUCUCUGACUUCCCAUUGAAUGAUGGACGGUGGCACUGUCUUGCCAUCUCUCAUGCCUUGCCUCGCCGCCCCUUUGGCCACAGUCAGCUUGCUGUUUUCAUUGAUGGGACACUCCGCCUGGAAUGCCAGCUGAAAGCUCCAGCCCUUGCUGGCGAGUCCCUGCUGGAAGUGACAUUUGGCUGUGGUCCUUCAUACACGAUCCCUGAGUCAGAGACAGGGAUACCAUCUCAGAGGCAAAAGGGAUUAGGCCAUUCCCUGAUUGGAGGCCUCAUUUCUGCUGGGACUACCUAUCUAUCCCUACCUAUCAGCCUCACCUCAGGACGCAACCCUAACCUAAAUCAGCCUGACCCUCAU